Molecule: messenger RNA, 1476 nt
Organism: Mesoplodon densirostris (Blainville's beaked whale)
Lineage: Eukaryota; Metazoa; Chordata; Mammalia; Artiodactyla; Ziphiidae
Gene: TMEM270
Product: transmembrane protein 270
Source: RefSeq, a predicted model, not a curated record
AUGGCCACCCCUGAAUCAUCGCUGGAAGUGGAGGAGGCCCUCAGUGGUGUCCUGCUCACCAACCAGGGCGUGCAAGAUGUACAAAGGCCAAGGGUUGCCGGUGGUGGAGGAGAGGCCAGAGUCAUCCUGUGGCCAGAAGGAGUGGACAACGGCGAGGGCAUGACGGGGCAAGACCUGGCAACGCCAACGGGCAUGAGUUCUGGCGGGAGGCACGACUUUCAGGGCAUCAGAUUCAGCAACAAGGAGUUUACCAGUGGCUUGGGCCAGGGCAGUGGCCAUGGAAGUGGGGAGGCAGGGGCUGAAGCUCAACCCAGGCAGGACGGGACCUGCACCGGGCGAGCUCCUCGGAAUGACUCAAGGUUGUUGUCGCAGGCUGAGAAGGGACAAAAUCAGCGACGGAAAACUUUGCAUCAAUUUGCGCAGCGCGCUCGGGUUCGGCGGGCCCCCGCGCCCCUGGUGUUUGCUGCCCCCGUGCGGUCGCGCCGCCGUCCUGCACCUUCAGGGAGCGCAUCUGAGAGCCCCUGGGACUGCGAGGAAGUCGAAGGCGGGCUUCCUGCCUGUCUCGGCCUCUGUCCUGGGCCGGGGAGGAAAAUCUCCGCGGAGAUGGGCAGGGACUGGGGAAUGGCGCCCCCUGGCUAUCUGAGAGGUCACCCUGCCUCUCCCACCCGGAGGAGGGGUAGGAGGGACAGACAUGGGGCUGUCCCUCCGGUCAGAUCCAGCCUCUUGGGGACUCUGCUGGUGGUGGUGAAGCUCUCCACACUGCUGGCCCAGAACCGGGCCCACCUCUGCAAUUUCCUGCCCCUCAAGACCACCCUCUUUAACCACUGGCUGUCAGGGCUGACCCAGGAGGCCCAGGAGUCCCACCCACACCCCAAGAUCUCAGCCUGCCCCGUGGGCCGGGUUCUACAGGCUGGGCUGACACUGAUAGAAGUCCCUGUGUGGCUGGUGUGUCAGGCGCCCAGGCUGGUGUGGACAGGCGUGCUGGGCUGUGCCCGGGCCUCGGGCCUGGCCCCAAAGCGGCUGGGUGCCUGGGAGCAGCUGGGCCUCUCUGCGGCCACCUGGACAGACCUGCUCUUGUCAUAUCUGCACAGCCUGAUGCUGGCUGCCGGGCUGCUACUACUGCUGACCUGGAGACUCCAGAAAGCCCACUGUUGCAGCCUGGGCCGGCUGCCCAGGAAGGCUCUGCUGGAGAACCGCGUGGUGCUGGGGACACCGGCGCCGCUGAAGCGUCUGCACUGCAGUGUGGAGAGCAUGGCAGCAGUCACCUCCCGGCACCUGGCCUACCUUGUCACCUGGACCACCUGCCUCGCCUCCCACCUGCUGCAGGCUGCCUUUGAGCACACAGCCCAGCUGGACCAGGCCCAGGAGGCUGAGCCCCAGAAGGCCUCGGGGCUCUUGUGUGAGUCCCCGCUCCCUGAGCCCCCAGCCCCCGAGGCUGGGCCAGUUCUGCCAGAGCCUGGAGCUCCUGUAGAAUAA